Molecule: messenger RNA, 485 nt
Organism: Hyaloscypha bicolor E
Lineage: Eukaryota; Fungi; Ascomycota; Leotiomycetes; Helotiales; Hyaloscyphaceae
Product: chaperone/heat shock protein-like protein Hsp12
Exons: 4
Coding region: 1-330 (109 amino acids)
Source: RefSeq, a predicted model, not a curated record
AUGUCUGACUCCAUGCGCAAAGGUCUCGGCGAACAGGUCGGUGAGAAGGUCACCCCUCAAUCUCAAAAGUCCACCGGACAAGUCCUCUCCGAGAAUGUCACUGGUGCUACCGACAAGGUUGCUGGUGCCUUCCAGCCAACCGAGGAGAAGUCCGCUACCCAGAAGAUCGGUGACUCUACUCGAUCCAACGUAGACAGCGCUCAAAACGGGAGCUCCGGCUACCUCGACUCUGCCAAGAACACUUUGAGCGGCGCCGCUGAGUCCACAUCCAACACUCUCUCCAAUGCUGCCGAUACUGUGACUGGCAAGACCAAGGGGACCACCGAAUAAAUUCUCACGAUACCCUCCCUUCGAGUCUGGUGAAUAAUUAGAGGAUGAAAUUGUUCUUUGGGUAUCAGAUGGCUUCUGGUCGCUCAUUGCUAGGAGAUGCGGUUUUCUAGUUAUGGAUGUAUGAUAGCGCCUACGGGCUAAUAACAAACGUCGUC